Gryllus bimaculatus (two-spotted cricket) is the source of this 3019-nucleotide messenger RNA. The record is from the annotation of a GenBank genome assembly. NCBI's taxonomy places the organism in Eukaryota, Metazoa, Arthropoda, Insecta, Orthoptera, Gryllidae.
AUGGAGGAGAAGGAGCAGAAGCUGCUGCGGCUGUACGAGAGCCAGCAGCAGCGCGCCUUCCAGCGCGUGGGCCGCGGCAGCGCCGGCGGCAGCUCCACCGCCUCGCUCUCCUCCAGCACGUCCACGCUGGCCUCCGUGGGGCUGGGCGGAGGCGGCGGCGGCGGCGGAGGCGCUGGCAAGGUGCGACAGCUGUUCGAAGAGCGACGCACCAACGGCUGGGACCGCAGUUACCCUCUGGAGCCCGUGGCGGGCGGUAAGGCGCGCUCCGGCCCGCACCCCGCGCAGCAGCAGCAGCAGGCGUUCGCCCACACGCAGGCGCUGCCCCUCGCCGUGCCCAAGACGAAGGUGGCGCGCGGCGCCAGCCUGGACCGCUCGCACGCCGCGCACGCCCCGCACGCCAAGAGCGUGGCCCGCCGCUCCAAGAGCCACGCCCGCAGCGAGGCCCUGCACGCCGCCGACGACCCGGCCGCCAACAAGCUCUACUACGACGGCGGCGGACACGGCUACCGCAAGAUCCCCGCCGCCAGCAACAACGCCCACCACCACCACAACAACAACAACAACCACCAACACCACGUCGACGAAUACAACAACCGCAACAACUACCGCCGUCAGCAGGUGGCGCCACCCCACGACGACAACUACGAGGACGAUUUCGAGGACGACGUCAACUACGAGACGCUCGGCGAGGACGUGCCGCGCCACGCUCGCAACGGCAACGGCAACAGCAACGGCUUCACCGUGCUGCCCGACAAGCGCCAGGAGGAGCUGUUCGCCAAGUACCAGGUGCGCGAGCUGCGCAACCACGACCUGCUGGUCAACACUUCCCCGCCGCCGGACGCGUACGAUGUCGACGGCAUCGACGACAGCACCUUCAUCUACGAGAAGCCGGCCAACGUGGGCGGGCCGUUGAGGGCGGCCGAGGAGCCCGUCAACAACAGCGACCGCUUCAAGACGUACGUGAGCAACAAGCACGGCCAGCGCGCCCUGUACAAGGAGGAGAUCACGCCGCGCGCGCCCUCGCACGCCAUGGCCACCAGGGCGUCGGAAGCGAAGAAGGCGCCCGCGGGCCGCAGGGAGUCCCUGUCCCCGCCCACCCGCGCCGCCCCGGCCGCCAGGCCCGCGCCCAGGAAGCCCCAGGAGCAGAAACCAUCAACUGGAUCUAAGACACUUGUAAAGUCACCACCCGGAUCUCUUUCCAGCACUGGAGCUAUAGCUCCUAAGCAAGGUGCUAGUUCGGUAUCAAGGCCAGCAUCAUCUACCAUCAAUAAAAAUAAUUAUAAUAAUAAAAUGAAGCCUUCUCCAACUUCAUCAAAAAUGAAAAAUGGACCAAGUUCCCAAACUCUGCGAACAGCACCUAGCAGAGAUGAUUUAACAGAAUGUCAUAUUUGCCACCGGCGAUUCACUAAUGAUCGUAUUAAGGUUCAUGAAGAAAUCUGUUCAAAAACUGCCCAGAAGAAACGGAAAGAAUAUGAUGCAACAAAGCAUCGAGUUCAAGGAACUGAGGCUGAACAAUUUGUUAAACGAGCAGUUAAGAAUGGUCCACAAAAAAAGGUUGAACCAAAGAAAGCAGACUGGCGAAAAAAGCACGAAGAGUUCAUUCAAACAAUUCGUGCAGCCAAAGAAGCACAGGCUCAUGUGGCUGCUGGAGGCAAGUUGUCUGAUUUGCCUCCUCCUCCGCCUCUGGACACCUCUGAUUAUAUCCAGUGUCCCCACUGUGGACGUCGCUUCAAUGAAGCUGCUGCUGAGCGCCACAUCCCACGUUGUGCCAAUAUGCAACAUAAUAAACCAAAAGCCCCUGCAAACAAAUCUUCAGGAUCUUUCUGCAAACGGCGCUGAUCAUAAUCGUGAAAGAUUUCCCUUAUGUAUAGUAUUAUACAUAGCAUUCAGAAAGACUUAAAUAUAUAAUUUAACUCCAUAAAUAUAUUUUUUCAUCAUGGAGCUGAUUUCAUACAUUUUAUGAAAAGUAGAUAUGAUUAUUUAAUUCUAAUAUGAUGCCUACAUUUUUGAAUAAGAUUUGCCAAUAAUUGUACUUAUAAUAGAAAGGGGAUUAAGGCCUACUCUAUUUACAGGAUAGUGAAGUAGGUGCAAAAUAAUUGUUUUGUAGCAGGUGGAGGAGUUUUGUGCAACUCAAGAAAUUGUCUUCAAUCUUAGGGAAAGUUAUGCAUUUUUCAAACAACUCUGCAUGAAAAUUGUCAUUAUCGUACCGGUAAUGAUUCAUGCUAGUAGCUUUUUAUAUAUUAACUUCCAAGCAAGAUACUAUUGAGUUAUAUUUUUGAACAUAUGAGACUUCAAGUCAUAGUCAUGUUUAAAAAAAACAAACAUGCAUUUUUACUAUAUUUCACAUAUUUUCGUAAAAUGUUGUAUAUGGGUUAAUAUUAUUUAACAUGUUAUUUCAUAAUUUUCAUUAAUAGGUUCAGUAAACCAUUAGUUAGAGUAAUACUGCAGCUUUUUAUCAGACUUGUUUGUGAAAUAGUGUACAUAGGAAUAAUCCAAAAGAGUAACACAACCAUUACUAAAAUAGAUUUCUAUUUUCUCUAUUUAGGUCAGUUAAUUUCAAGGAUCAGCUUUUGCACUUUUUGAAUGACUGUAUACUGGGGACACCUGUACUGUCUAAAUCAGAAUCAUAUAAUUUGCUUUAAGGAACAUUAAAAUUAAUUAUAUUUUGGUUAAAUUUUAUUUACUUUAAAUGUAUUUGAUUAUGUUAUCAUGUUAUCUUCAUCUCUUUUAAAAUGAAAUUUGAUAUAUAUGAUUUUCAGACAUUGAGAAAUGUGAUACUACUACAAAUGUAAUGCAUGAACUAGUGUGUAUGUUUUUCAGGAUCUAAGUAAGAUGGUUUUUGAGAAUGUGUGGCAAUUGUCUGUUUGAUAUGAAUGGAUGCGUGCAAAUAAACUUUAUAAAAAAUUCAAAAGUGUGAUUUUCUUCAUGUAUUACAUACAUGUGUUAUACUACUUUGUACAACUUCUGCUACAAACACUAAUUUUAAUAACAUGAGAAAAUAUACUAAAAAUGCACUAGA